AUGGCCGAGUUUGUCGAGAUGAUUCUCGCCCAACUAAUUGGCAACAUUUCAACAGCAUUAAUCCUUGUUCUCAUUUACUUUAAUUUUUUAUUAUUUGAAAAUUAUUUGCGUCUAAUUGUAUGGGCAAUUAUGUGCAGUCAAGCUCUACGACAAGCAAAAAAUAAUGUUAUCUCAGUACUUCAGUACCUCAGUGAUGACGCCGACAUCAAUCGUUAUGGAUUUUUAACAUGUGUAUUUUGCAAGUCGGCUGAGAUUAUCAUUAGCCAUCCACAUAAUGGAUCACGUCGUACUGCCAAUGAGAUGUUUUUAAACUACGGCAUUUUUCUAUUCUCACUCAUUGGUGCGAUUUCUAUCUGGAUGCGAAUGUAUUCGUGGGUGUCCUUUUUGAACAUUAUCAUUGGCUUUUGGAUCGUGGCACUGAGUCUCAUUAAGAUUUUGGAUCGACGUAUAUUUUACUACCGAUACUUUUUCUCGGACGAGGUGCUCGUGUCAGCAUUACUUAUCCUUGGUUUUUUCAUCACGGGGGCAUUUGUCAUUUUAUUUCUCGGCACUGAGAGUUAUCUGGAAGGAAGUCGUGCAGCUACUGAUUUGUCGGAAUGGGUGCAGGACAAUUUUAUCAAUGAUGAACGCACACGACAGGUGUGGAGUGAACAGGUUCAGAAUAGCCGCGCAAUGAUCUCGCAAGCUAUUAGUGGCGUCGAGAACAACUACAACGACACAAUGUGGUGGCCACCUCUUAAAAGCUUGGUAAAGACGUACUACGUGGAUGCAAAGUCCAGUGACGGGAAUUCUACUUCCCAAGUAUCGCUCUUCUCCAGACUAAGUCUUCCCGACAAUAUGACGUUUGUACAAGCAGUGUCAUUUGCUUACUCAAAUUUGGACUCUGUGAAUUUGACGUCGGUACAGCUCACCGACUGGACGUCGAAAGGAUUAGAGGUUAGCAGCAUUGCCGUGGGGUCGGUGGCACAAUUGGUGUUUCUCGUGUUCACACUGGUGAUUGCGUUUGUAAGUCUCGGCAUCCGAUCCUUUUUCUUCGUUUCGUCGCUAUUUUAUCUGCUGUGUACGAAUUGGGAUCCUAUCGAAAGGUUUGUUCAAGAUUUACUCCCGAUACAAGUCAACAAACGGCCGGAAGUUGUUCGAUCUCUGCGGAAAGUGAUUGAGGGCGUUUUCUUUCUGCCGCUGAAGAUGGCGAGUAUCCACGCAAUUGUGACGAUGGUUUCUUUCACGAUAGUCGAUGCUGACUUCAUGUACCUCGCCACGACAGUCACCUUUUUUAUUUCGAUCGUGCCAAUCAUUCCCCCGUAUUUAGUCUGUGUGCCGUGGGUCAUCUCGAUCGGGCUCACGACUUCAAUCGUGAGAGCGCUUGCUCUCUUUGCGGUGCAGUAUGUGGCUUUUACUGUAUUGGAUGAAAUGCUGUAUGAAAAGAGCAUCGUGGCACUCAAUUCUUACGUCUCCGCAUUGAGUGUGGUGUUCGGCGUAUAUGUGUUUGGCUUUGAGGGCGUCAUCUUUGGACCAUUAAUCGUGUGCGGAGUGACGUUUGCAUACGACGUGUCAAACCACGGCAUUCAAGCUGCACAAGAUGAAUUCGGCAAAUCUGACGAAGUAAAACAAGAUUCUUUGUUGGAUGGCAGCGAUGAGGAGGAAUCGCGCAGCACAACAUCCUCUUUCGACUCGAAAACCAACAUUUUUUCGAAUGCAGUUUAUCGUGUCAUUUCAGGACCGCUGGUGGAUCGUGUUCGCCGCCGUCUUUCAAUUGAUCUAGCCACCGAAGGGUCUGUGUGCGUGACUUUAGUUGUCGAGGGCAUGAAAAUGAUCCGAAAAGUCCGCUUCGUAGUGAACAAGUCGUGGACUCAGAAAGCACUCUACGAUAACAUCCGUCGAAUGCUCCACGUUCACAGUGUCGAAUGUAUCAGCACCGCAGAUAACGUUGAGGUGUUGUCUCCACUUCACAUUUUGGCGGGCGAAGUAUUGCACGUGAAAGUGCGACCAAAACAUCGGGUGCACAUGUACGUGGACUCAUCCUCGGAAUCGCAUGGGCGAACGUCGUUGCCAGUUCGCACACUAUCUCCAUCACACCACGAAAUUCGGAGCAAUGUUCCUUCGCUUACGCAGUCAGGAGGCUCCCGUGAUGGACCUACGAUGAAAAGCUCUGGGACAGCUCCUCCUCGGGCAAAGCUUAAACGAGCCGGAUCAUUGAACUCGACAGUCGGAAUCACACAUGGCGCUACAGCAAUACAACGUCAAGUUCAUGAACGCCUACAGCGCAAGAAUGAAGGCGUGGCUAUGCAGAUUGGAGGUGGCAUGAAGAAGAGGAAAGAAAGCUAUAACGAAGUGAUGGUGCCAAGUGAUGACCCUGCUCCAUCUUCAUCGGCUCGGAAAAGAUCCACGAGUAGUUUACCUUCCCGUGAAAACCUCGUUCACCACUCGAUUGUAACUCUCUCGUCCCCGGUAUGGCUACCUUCGUCGACGUCGUCGUUGGUCCAAGAUUGCGAGUUGGUAUUGUCUGAUGAGAGCUUUCUUACAGAUAAAGGGAUAGCGUCUUCAACCGAUAAUAAGGAUGGUGCAAGAAACGUGGAUGCUCUUGCUGGCUACACAAUGGAUCUACCGUCUCCAGUAUCUGCGAAGCCCAGAAAGCCACAACGAAACGUUGUCAACUUGAUUGACUCUGGAAACUUUACGACAUCCCCCGUCUCGUGCAUUGCCACUGAUUCCUUUAAUGGUCCGGACGAUGACACUGCCGAAGACAAUGCAGCAAUUGAUACAAUACCAGACAAGACACUUGCGACACCCAAUCGUAAAAAAUUCCCUUGA
Messenger RNA from Peronospora farinosa, 2811 nucleotides. The record is from the annotation of a GenBank genome assembly. NCBI's taxonomy places the organism in Eukaryota, Oomycota, Peronosporomycetes, Peronosporales, Peronosporaceae.